AAUGUGCCGACAAAAUAAUUUAAUCGUCGCUAAAAACAUUGAAGAGAAUAUUGAAAAGAAUAACUCAAUCAACAAAAACAAACAUGUAAUGAUAACUGGAGGAAAUCAGGGAAUUGGGCUACAAACAGCUUUAUUAUUAGCUAGUAGAGGUUGUUAUGAUAUAACAAUAGCUUGUAGAAAUCAGAGAAGAGCUGAGACAGCAUUGAAACAACUUAAGGAAAGAGCUGAACAAUCUAAUAAUUUUAAAAGUAAAUUCUCUUGGCUUUCUCUGGAUUUGUCCUCUUUGAGGAAUGUUGAAAUUCUGAUGGAAAGAAUUAAAAAAGAAAAAAUGUAA
Molecule: messenger RNA, 334 nt
Organism: Meloidogyne enterolobii
Lineage: Eukaryota; Metazoa; Nematoda; Chromadorea; Rhabditida; Meloidogynidae
Source: the annotation of a GenBank genome assembly